GUCCUGCCGCCUCACUCCCUGCAGCUGGUGUCCUUGCCGGCCCCCGCCACGCCCGGCCGGCCACGCCCAGCACAGCCGGCACGCCGGGGCGCGCCGGGCGCGCGGGGCGCUCUGGGCGAGACGGCCGAUGUGUGGCGUGGCCUGCGGGCGCUGCAGGGUCAACAGCAACAGCAGGUGGAAGUCCUAGAGCGGCUGCAGUGCGAAUCCCAGCAGGACCACCUGAAGCUGUUGCAGCUGGCCACGCGCGUGGAACAUCUGGAGCUGAGCAGCCAAAGUUGGCCCAACUUCCUCCAGCGCGAGCUGGAAAGCCGGCUGCUGCAAGAGAGGGAGAUGCAACGGGUGCUGCAAACUCAAGGAGCCACCUGGAGCAUCCAGGCGGCUGAGCAGGGCCUGGCGAAGUUGGAGGCCACGGUGCAGGGCUUGGCGCAGCGCUUCGAGGCGCGCGUGCAGCACGUGGAGAUGGGGAGCGAUGUGAAGGUGGCCGAAGGCAUCCUGCAAGCUGAGCCACUGGCAGCGGAGCAGCUGACUGCAGCAGUGGAAUCGAGAUUGACUGAGAUCCACCUGACCCUCAGGGAGCACAGCAAUGCCUUGGAGCGCAUUGCCUCAGCUCAGCACGGCUUGGAGGAUGCCAUGGCUGGGUUACGCCUCAGCUGUGCCCAGGAGUUCUCGGCGCUGGAGGGGCUUCAGGGGCUGGAGAAACGGAUGCAGACCGUGGAACGAAGCUUUGGGGAGGUGGGGAACUCCCAGAAGUUGCUAGGUCAGAUGAAACACCUGCAGACGAUGGCAGCCGAGGGAGCCAAGCGAUGUGACCAGCUCCAGGACGAGGUGUCGCAGCAGAGUCGCUUCGCGCAGGAUCUGCACGUGGCGCAGCUGCACAACGACACAGCCGUGGAGCUGCAGAGCCAACGCUUGGACGAACGCCUGGGGCGCCUGGAGGAGGAGUGGAAGAUGCGGAAGGUGUACAAAAGUGCCGGGGACAACUCUGAGGAGUUGAAGGCACUCUGGCAGAGCAUCAGCCUGCUGACAGGGCGAGUGGAGAUGAUGGAGGCACAGCCACGCUCCGAUGCCAACGAACCACGGCCGUUGCGCGGUGCUGAGGCACCGCGGGCCGCUGCAUUGAGCGCGGUGGAGAAGAUGGAGGCGGCCACACAAAGACUGAUGGCCUACCGACCCUGACGCCUGAUGGAAAA
Molecule: messenger RNA, 1190 nt
Organism: Cladocopium goreaui
Lineage: Eukaryota; Dinophyceae; Suessiales; Symbiodiniaceae
Source: the annotation of a GenBank genome assembly